AUUUCAACCUAGGAACACGUGGGUCCCUCCAGUUUGUUAAACCAGACAAGACGAUAGAAGCUGAGCUGAGGGUGGUUGAGUACUCUAGGAAAAAUGAAUGUGAGUACUCUUGAAUAGACUGAUGAUGGCCUAAGUCUGCGGUUCUCGACCUGUGUGGGUCGCGACCCCUUUGGGGGAGGGGGUGAACGACCCUUCCACAGGGGUCACCUAAGACCAUCGGAAAACACAUAUUUAUGAAGUACCAACGUAAAUAAUUGUAUGAUUGUUUUUUGUGGGGGGGGGGGUCACAACAACAUGAUGAACCGUAUUAAGGGUCACGGCAUUAGGAAGUUUGAGAAACACUGUCCUAAGUGAACGUGUGUAUAGUGAUGAUAGAUUGACGAUACCCUAAUUGGACGCAUGCGCACUGUUGAUAAAAUUGAUUGAUGAUACUUAUAAAUUCACGUGUGUAGAUUUGAUAGAACGAGAUCCAUUGAGUGAAUUAAAGCUAUCCAAGUGUUGAAAACAUGAAGGUAAUCUGUGACUGUAAUUAUUCAGUACUGACUGCUGCAACACACUGUAUCCUUUUGCCACAGUGACAAGACACUUAAUCAAAAAGUGACCCCCCCCCCAACCUUACGCUUAAUGACUAUAUUAUCAAUAGUGUGUCUUAGUUACUGUAGAUUGUAUUUUAAGACAAAAUAGUCUUAAAUUGAAGCUAACACUGAAUGAAUUAGAAUUCGCGUGAUUUUAUAAAGUUUGGAACAGCAAAUAAAUUAACGAUUUGCUCAUCUUCAAGUUAAUCAAUGUUCUUGAGACUAAGUCCCGCCACGCACAUUGGAAUAUAUCUAGUCAUAAUAACUCAUUAUCCCUUUUCUAUCAUUAUAAGUUGCCUUAUUUUUUUUUUUUUGGAAUCAUUCCUUACAGUUAGGACCGAAAGAUUUUAAUGCAAUUUUCGUCCCAAGUCUGUAAGAAUUUACCAGCGCUAUCAAAUCUAAAUGAUCACUAAUAAACUCAUUUCUCUCACUAAGGACGAUGAGAUUUUUUGGUUGGUAUAUGAUGGCUGAUUUUUACGCUAGAGAAAUACUUAAGAUGUCUUGUGUUUAAAUUGUUCUAAUUGUAAAAUUUUGUCUUGGAAAUCAAGAUGUAUAAUUCAAUUGAAAAAUAUGUUGCUUUUUUUUAAUCAAUAUAAGAAUCUUACCUCACCUUUUAUGCCCCUGCCUGUCCCCUAUCUUACCUCACCAUUUAUGCCCCUGCCUGUCCCCCAUCUUAUCACACCUUUUAUGCCCCUGCCUGUCCCCUAUCUUACCUCACCUUUUAUGCCCCUGCCUGUCCCCUAUCUUAUCUCACCUUUUAUGCCCCUGCCUGUCCCUUAUCUUAUCUCACCUUUUAUGCCCCUGCCUGUCCCCCAUCUUAUCUCACCUUUUAUGCCCCUGCCUGUCCCCCAUCAUAUCUCCCCUUUUAUGCCCAAGCAUGUCCCCCAUCUUAUCCCACAUUUUAUGCCCAAGCAUGUCCCCCAUCUUAUCCCAAAUUUUAUGCCCAAGCAUGUCCGCAUCUUAUCUCAUCUCCCCUUUUAUGCUCCACAGCUUGUCCCCCUGACACCUUCGACUGCCAAUAUCAAAAUCUCUGCAUCGCCGGGAGCCUNCUUACCUCACCGUUUAUGCCCCUGCCUGUCCCCUAUCUUAUCUCACCUUUUAUGCCCCUGCCUGUCCCUUAUCUUAUCUCACCUUUUAUGCCCCUGCCUGUCCCCCAUCUUAUCUCACCUUUUAUGCCCCUGCCUGUCCCCCAUCAUAUCUCCCCUUUUAUGCCCAAGCAUGUCCCCCAUCUUAUCCCACAUUUUAUGCCCAAGCAUGUCCCCCAUCUUAUCCCAAAUUUUAUGCCCAAGCAUGUCCGCAUCUUAUCUCAUCUCCCCUUUUAUGCUCCACAGCUUGUCCCCCUGACACCUUCGACUGCCAAUAUCAAAAUCUCUGCAUCGCCGGGAGCCUGACCUGCGACUAUUACCCCGACUGCCCCAAGGGCAGGGACGAGCAGAACAAGUGCGCCGACAACACUCAGGUCGGGUUCUACGUCUUCUUCGGGGUCCUCGCCACGCUCUUCUUCAUCUGCGUCGGCGCCGUGAUCUUCUGCGAGGAGAUGAGUCGGCGAAGGCGCGUGAACCAGCCUCUCAACCUCGGCAACACGGUAUUGCAACCCCACCCGUUCGACGGCGGCAGCAUCACUUCGGCAGACGCUCCACAGGCAAACUCGCAGCCCUACCC
Messenger RNA from Lymnaea stagnalis (great pond snail), 2237 nucleotides. Lineage: Eukaryota; Metazoa; Mollusca; Gastropoda; Lymnaeidae. The record is from the annotation of a GenBank genome assembly.